CCUGGCGUUCUGGGAAGUGUAGUCAGAGCGCGGUUCUCCUGUGAUUGGCAGACGGCGCUCCGGAGCGGAGAGCGGACUCGUAUUCCCAGGAAGCCGCGCGGAGCGGCCUGGAGCCCGGGGGCUAAGUGUGUGUGGCGGACGCGGGGAGCGAGCCGCCGAGCCCGGCACCAUUCAGCGUCUGUACGCCUCGCUCCUCAGCAUGAGCAGCGCCAACCGGGCCCGGACCGAGGCCUUCGGGGACCAGGGCCAGGCUGGAGCUGCCAAGGGGCCCGUGUCCGCGGGGGCUGCGGGCGGAGGGCCCUCCCUCCCCGGGGGAUUCAGCGCCAUCAAGCUGGGAAGAGACAAUGGAAAAGUGACAACUGUAGUGGCCACCCCUGGUCAGGGGCCUGACCGCCCUCAAGAAGUCUCCUACACAGAUAUCAAAGUCAUUGGAAAUGGCUCGUUCGGGGUUGUGUACCAGGCACGGCUUGUGGAUUGCGGAGAGAUGGUGGCCAUCAAAAAAGUAUUACAAGACAAGCGAUUCAAGAACAGAGAGCUGCAGAUCAUGCGCAGGUUGGAUCACUGCAACAUUGUGCGCCUCCGAUAUUUCUUCUAUUCCAGUGGAGAAAAGAAGGAUGAAGUAUACUUGAACUUAGUCAUGGAUUUUGUCCCAGAGAAUGUUUAUCGUGUGGCUCGACACUUUGCAAAAGCUAAAUCCACGCUGCCAUCCAUCUAUGUGAAGGUAUACAUGUAUCAGCUAUUCCGCAGCUUGGCUUAUAUCCACUCCCAGGGUGUCUGCCACAGGGACAUCAAACCACAGAAUCUCCUGGUAGACCCAGACACAGCUGUACUGAAGCUGUGUGACUUUGGGAGUGCGAAGCAACUAGUCCGAGGGGAACCAAACGUGUCCUAUAUCUGUUCCCGUUAUUACCGUGCCCCAGAGCUCAUCUUUGGAGCCACAGACUACACUGCGAACAUUGACAUCUGGUCGGCAGGAUGUGUCCUUGCAGAGCUUCUCUUGGGACAGCCUAUUUUCCCUGGGGAUAGUGGAGUGGACCAGCUGGUGGAGAUUAUAAAGGUUUUAGGAACCCCAACAAGGGAACAAAUCCGAGAAAUGAACCCAAAUUACACAGAAUUCAAAUUCCCACAGAUUAAAGCACACCCAUGGAUAAAGGUCUUUAAACCUCGUACCGCCCCUGAAGCUGUCACAUUGUGCAGUCGGCUAUUGGAAUACACACCCGACACGCGUCUUUCCCCGUUACAGGCUUGUGCACACGCCUUCUUUGAUGAACUGCGUGACCCCAACACACGUCUCCCUAGUGGGAGGGAAUUGCCUCCUAUUUUCAACUUCAGCUCUGUCGAGCUUUCCAUUCAGCCUUCACUGAACUCCAUCCUAAUACCCCCACAUCUGCAGCAGUCCCACUUGCACGGUGAUGGAAGGCCUGGAUCAGACCGACUGGAACCUGGUGAUGUGGCAGAGCUCAGUACCUCCUGAGGAGUGCCUCCCUCACACCCCCUAUUCUACCCUUUUCCACAUCUGCCCCACUCUACUCUCCAGCUCCUAGCAAACCUCUCUCUCCCCUCUGACACCUCAAUACUUGAGGGAGAUGGGAUCAUUUGAAGUGGACAGUGGGGCUUUUUCCAUUCAGAGCCUGUUGCACCCCCAUUACUGACUUUUGAUGACCUUUAGAAAUGUCAUACAUGUCGCAGUGAUGAAUGAGAGCCACCUUCCACCAGUUUGAGACCAUGACUCCCUCUCACUUGGCCGAAGUACCCAUUCUGUGUAAAGGAAGGAGCUGUUCUGACCAACUCGCCGAUACGGGGCUUAAAAUAGGAACCAGAAUAUUUUACCAGCUCUGGUGUUUGAGAGGUGGAGACUGACCCACAACCCCUCAAAUGCUUAAUUUGUCCUUGGCUUCAAACGGACCUCGCACAUGUUGUACAGGUGUCUGGAAUUUAUAUAUAUAUAUAUAUAUUUUUUUUUUUC
Molecule: messenger RNA, 1966 nt
Organism: Pelobates fuscus (common spadefoot toad)
Lineage: Eukaryota; Metazoa; Chordata; Amphibia; Anura; Pelobatidae
Gene: GSK3A
Product: glycogen synthase kinase 3 alpha
Exons: 11
Coding region: 200-1474 (424 amino acids)
Biological process (GO): negative regulation of TOR signaling; insulin receptor signaling pathway; extrinsic apoptotic signaling pathway in absence of ligand
Cellular component (GO): cytoplasm; cytosol; axon
Molecular function (GO): ATP binding; protein serine/threonine kinase activity
Source: RefSeq, a predicted model, not a curated record